AUGUCGUCGCCGCCCUUUGUCGCAGUGUUGUGCGCGUUGUUGUGUUGGUUGUCAAAAUCGGUGCACGGUGCUCGAUGGUCGCAUUCCGCUUAUCUCAGUCCGGAUUUCCGGGUGCUGUGGUCCCUGGGACCGGGACACAACGAGAUCACGUUCGAACUGCAGGUGCGGACCGCCGGGUACGUCGGGUUCGGAUUCAGCAGGGACGGCAGGAUGGCUGGAGCUGACUUGGUCGUCGGAUGGGUCGAUCAUGGACAGGUCUACUUUCAGGUGAGUUAUUUGAUUACAAGAUAA
Molecule: messenger RNA, 291 nt
Organism: Acanthoscelides obtectus
Lineage: Eukaryota; Metazoa; Arthropoda; Insecta; Coleoptera; Chrysomelidae
Source: the annotation of a GenBank genome assembly